AUGCACAUUUGCUGCUUAGACCGGCACUCCAUAGUAUAUUCUCUAUUUCGAAACUGUCGAAUUCCCGUGUCUACACUGAUAGAGGGAAUUCUACUUCUUACAUCACUUCUGAAGAUGAGUGUUGAUGAACAUGAUGGCGUCUCAAUAGAUUCAAGAGAUAUAGAGAACGCUCACAUAGAUGUCAAUGAUAAGUCUGAGAUAUUGAUUCCUAGUAGUAAUUUCGACGAUGACGACGGGAAAUACGGCGAACUCAUUUUACUUGGGUAUAAUGGCAGUCAGGAUAGUCGAGCAACGGUGCCGCUCAAACGUCACCGUACGAAAAUGACGUUGAUGCGGCGAAAAAAUGGUAAUGGAAUCAAGAAAGGAUCAGUGUCACAAGUAAACGUUGCUGCGAAAGAUGCACCAGCAGUUUUGGACAAAAACCGCCAUGUCGUCUCAUAUUCUUAUGGAAAGAACCAGACUGUUUUGGUUGAAUACGUAGCUGACCCGUUUAAGGACAUGUUUCAGAUUGGUCGUUCUUCUGAAGAGCAAAUAGAUUUUACAAUUGUCGACACAUGGCUGGCAUCAGGCUCACAACUCGCUUCAUCAUCAGGUGGCCCCGGCCAGCCUAAAACAAGGGCUGGAAGCGAUCCGCAUAAGAUGAUUUCAUCAACCAUAAGUCGAUACGCUUGCCGAAUCAUUAUCGAUCGUGAGAACUAUGAUAAAGCGUUCCUUUAUGCUGCUGGAUUUGAUUCUGUGAAGAACAUUUUCCUUGGGGAAAAAGCGACAAAAUGGAUGAAACGAAACGGGGAGAUGGAUGGUCUGACGACAAAUGGGAUUUUGAUUCUACAUCCGAAUAGGAACACUGAGGAGCUGUCGGAAGAUGACGUUCCUCCCAUGUACGUAUGGCGGGAAGUUUCUGUUGAUGGUGAUAUCUAUACUUUGCGUGAAACACGAAGUAGCAAUGCCAGAGGUGCACUAGUACCAGAGGAGACAAAUAUGUUACAGGAUGGCACUCUAAUUGAUCUAUGUGGCGCGACAUUGCUUUGGAGGACGGCGGACGGAUUGCGAAAGUCGCCCACCGCUCAGGAAUUAGAAAUGGCACUGGAUAGACUAAAUGCGGGAAAACCUCAAUGCCCAGUGAACCUAAACACCCUUAUUAUUCCUAAGAAAAAGAGUUCUAAAGGUGGAGGAAGCAGACAGCCUUACGUAUACCUUCGUUGUGGUCAUGUACAAGGAAAGCAUGAAUGGGGUCAUCACGCGUUGUCCAAUGGCCAACAGUCAUAUAAGUGUCCGAUAUGUUUGGCGGAAAGUGAAAGAGUUAUUCAGCUUACAAUGGGAAUGGAAUCAUCCUUCCAUUUGGAUUCUGGAAAUCUUGAUUAUGCUUUCAACCCAUGCGGUCAUGUAGCCAGUCUUAAUACAGUCAGAUUUUGGUCUCGGAUACCACUUCCUCACGGCACCAACAGUUUCCAUCCUGACAGAAAGAGCAUCAAAAUUUUCCCUAGGCAACUCCGUGAAGAAAUAUGGCCAGGCGAUCUUCUCGACAUGGAUAUCACGAAAUCGCUGCGGCGAAUUCUAGACAGUAUUCCUGGAACGAGCUCAAUUUUUCUCACUGAUCGAGAUGGUGUCAUAGUCUUGAGCAUAGGUGAAGAGCUACGGUCAAGAGCUUCUUUGAUAUCAAGUCUACAAGCCACCCAAGACCAGACUGGAAAACUUGUCAUGGGAGCUCAUCGUGCCUCGGCAUUUUUUUAUGAAACUAGCCAGCUUGUCAUCCUGAAUGUCCCUCCACUAACAGCAUUUAUCGUGGCAUUACCAAGCGCCAAUACUGGAAUGCUUCUUAAAUUACGAGAGCAGUUGGAGCCAUUAGUACAGGAAAUAGAAGGCAUUGCCCCGGAAAUACCGAGCUGCAAUAAGUCUAAUUGA
Messenger RNA from Necator americanus (New World hookworm), 1902 nucleotides. RefSeq lists its product as uncharacterized. Bases 1 to 1902 code for a protein of 633 amino acids. NCBI's taxonomy places the organism in Eukaryota, Metazoa, Nematoda, Chromadorea, Rhabditida, Ancylostomatidae. Gene Ontology annotation, cellular component: Ragulator complex. The transcript has 17 exons. The record is from RefSeq and is a predicted model, not a curated record. Gene Ontology annotation, molecular function: ubiquitin protein ligase activity; protein binding. Gene Ontology annotation, biological process: regulation of Toll signaling pathway; cellular response to amino acid stimulus; protein polyubiquitination.